Messenger RNA from Cynoglossus semilaevis (tongue sole), 1348 nucleotides. RefSeq names its product eosinophil peroxidase-like. Gene Ontology annotation, biological process: response to oxidative stress. Gene Ontology annotation, molecular function: heme binding; peroxidase activity. The record is from RefSeq and is a predicted model, not a curated record. Bases 134 to 1333 code for a protein of 399 amino acids. Lineage: Eukaryota; Metazoa; Chordata; Actinopteri; Pleuronectiformes; Cynoglossidae. The transcript has 8 exons.
AGAAAAUUCACCAGAGCUAAACGUGGGCGAGGCUUCUGUAUAUAAGUGAAAGCAAAUCACAGCACACAACAACAGAGAAAGCUUCUUCAUUACAGCCUCACUGAUUCCCAGAAGGAUCUCCACAGACGCAGAGAUGCUGCUCUCGCUCCUCUUUGUGCUGGGCCUCUGUCUGAUGCCUGCUGACUCCACAGCAACAGAAGAGUUUCUGGGCAGUCCGUUUCUGCAAAGCUGUUUUGAGGAGGCAAAGAAAAUCGUGGAUGAUGCUUAUACCUACUCCAGAGAAGAGAGUCGGAGGCGAAUCCGUAAGGAUGCGGUGAGUCCCCAUGAUGUACUGCGUCUCCUCAAGCAGCCCCGAGGAGACACACGCUCAGCAGUCAGGUCUGCAGACUACAUGGCACAAACCCUCCGUCUGGUGCAAGAAAGGGUCCAUCAUGUGCACAAACGCUCCCUCAAUGCAACAGAUUUGCUCUCUGAGGACAAUCUAAUAAAGCUCUCUGAAAUCACUGGAUGUGCAGCCCGGGCCAGGCCUCCAAACUGCCGCACCAUACAGAACGUAAACAAGUAUCGUACCAUCACCAGUGUCUGCAACAACCUAAAUUUUCCUCGUCGUGGUGCCUCUAACACUGAGUUUGGCCGCUGGCUGCCUGCUGAAUAUGAUGAUGGCAUCUCACAACCAAAAGGCUUCAACAACAGGACCAUUAACAACUUCCUGCUCCCAUUGGUUCGACAGGUUUCUAACAACAUAUUGCGCACCACAGAUGCCGGCGUGGUCAGCGACAAAGAGUUCAGUCAUUUGGUGACCUUCUUUGGUCAGUGGAAUGACCACGACCUCACCUUCACACCCUUCUCCCCGAGUAUCCGAUCCUUCAGCAAUGGCAUUAUGUGUAAUGAGAGCUGUGAGAGAACAGAGCCGUGCAUCCCCAUUCCAAUUCCUCCUGGUGACCCUCGCCUGCCCUCACGCCCCGACAGCUGCCUCACUGCAUUCAGAUCUGCCCCUGCCUGUGGAACGGGAUACUCUGCCUACAAUUUUGGUGGCGUUCCCAACAGGAGGGAACAGAUCAACGCCCUGACGUCCUUCCUGGACCUUAGUCAAGUGUACGGCUCUGAGGAAAAGCUCGCCCUCAAACUACGGGACCUUCAAAAUGAUGGAGGCCUGCUACGUGUCAACACCGAGUUCAGAGACAACGGGCGGGAGCUGCUGCCUUUCAUUGAAGCUGAAGAAAACAUUUGUGCCACUCGCAGGAGAGUUACCAAUGACACCAACGCUCAGGAGGUGCCCUGUUUCAUCGCAGGUCAGUUGUGGUACAAAUUGAAUCUCAUCCAGAGAGUUUAGUUGUAAAAAUCUGGG